Messenger RNA from Asparagus officinalis (garden asparagus), 2193 nucleotides. RefSeq names its product methylenetetrahydrofolate reductase 1-like. NCBI's taxonomy places the organism in Eukaryota, Viridiplantae, Streptophyta, Magnoliopsida, Asparagales, Asparagaceae. The coding region runs from base 139 to 1923 and encodes 594 amino acids. Gene Ontology annotation, cellular component: cytosol. Gene Ontology annotation, biological process: tetrahydrofolate interconversion. The transcript has 12 exons. Gene Ontology annotation, molecular function: FAD binding; methylenetetrahydrofolate reductase [NAD(P)H] activity. The record is from RefSeq and is a predicted model, not a curated record.
AACCCACCACUCCAUUUUCUAUUCAAAACCCCUUCUCUAUAAAAACCCGCUCUCAAAAACCUCUCUCUCUCUUCACUGCAGAGAGUGAGAGAAAACCUAGAGAGAGAGAGAGAGAGAGAGAGAGAGGGAGGGAGAGAGAUGAAGGUGAUAGAGAAGAUCAGGGAGGCGACGGAGGGAAAUGGGAGGACCGUGUUCUCCUUCGAGUUUUUCCCGCCAAAAACGGAGGAGGGAGUCGAGAACCUCUUCGAUCGGAUAGGCUCGAUGGUGGCCACAACCCUACGUUCGUGCGACUACGUGGCGGCCCGGCGGAUCCACGCCGAUCUAACGCUGGACAUCGCCAACCGCAUGCAGAACAUGAUAUGUGUGGAAACGAUGAUGCACUUAACAUGCACGAACAUGCCUGUAGAGAAAAUUGACCAUGCUCUUGAUACUAUCAAGACCAAUGGGAUUCAAAAUGUUCUGGCACUUAGAGGAGACCCUCCUCAUGGUCAAGAUAAAUUUGUGCAAGUUGCCGGGGGAUUCGCUUGCGCACUUGAUUUGGUCCAGCACAUGCGAUCUAAGUAUGGUGAUUACUUUGGCAUCACUGUUGCUGGCUACCCAGAGGCACAUCCUGACAUGAUAGAUACUGAUGGAGUAGCAACUCUAGAGGCCUACAACAAUGAUCUUACUUACUUAAAGAGAAAGGUGGAUGCUGGGGCUGAUCUUAUUGUCACCCAGCUGUUUUACGAUACUAAUAUUUUUCUCAAGUUUGUAAACGACUGUCGUCAAAUUGGGAUUACUUGCCCAAUAGUCCCUGGCAUCAUGCCAAUUAAUAACUACAAAGGCUUUUUGCGGAUGACUGGAUUCUGCAAAACUAGAAUUCCACCUGAGAUCAUGGCUGCUCUGGAGCCAAUUAAAGAUAACGAAGAGGCUGUGAAAGCAUACGGAAUUCACUUAGGAACUGAAAUGUGCAAGAAGAUUCUAGCUCAUGGGAUAAAAACAUUGCAUAUGUACACACUGAACAUGGAGAAGUCUGCAUUGGCCAUAUUAAUGAAUCUUGGAUUAAUUGAAGAGUCUAAACUCUCAAGGUCCUUGCCAUGGAGACCCGCGACGAACAUUUUCCGUGUUAAAGAAGAUGUCCGGCCAAUUUUUUGGGCAAACCGUCCAAAAAGCUACAUCUCCAGGACUCUAGGUUGGGAUCAAUACCCUCGCGGUAGAUGGGGUGAUUCUAAUAACCCAUCAUACGGAGCACUUAGUGACUACCAGUUCAUGCGUCCACGAUCACGUGGCAAAAAGCUUCAAGAGGAAUGGGCCACCCCAUUGAAAUCGUUUGAGGAUGUACAUGAGAGGUUUAUGAACUACUGCCUUGGGAAACUUAGAAGUAGUCCAUGGUCAGAGUUAGAUGGGCUUCAAGCUGAGACUAAGAUAAUAGACGAGAAAUUGGCAAAUGUUAACUUAAAGGGUUUUCUAACCAUCAAUAGCCAGCCUGCAGUUAAUGGAGAGAAAUCUGACUCCCCAUCAGUUGGAUGGGGAGGCCCAGGUGGCUAUGUUUAUCAAAAGGCCUAUCUCGAAUUUUUCUGUUCAAAAGAAAAGCUAGACCUCUUAGUUGAGAAAUGCAAGGCAUUGCCGUCUCUCACAUAUAUCGGAGUGAACAGAGGAGGGCUUUGUGUGUCUAAUGUAGGCCCAAAUGCAGUCAACGCAGUGACUUGGGGUGUUUUCCCUGCUAAAGAAAUCGUCCAGCCGACUGUUGUUGAUCCUGCAAGUUUCAUGGUUUGGAAAGAUGAGGCCUUUGAGAUCUGGACAAAGAGUUGGGCUUGCUUGUUCCCUGAGGAUGAUCCUUCGAAAGAAUUACUAGAACUGAUCCAAAGAACUUACUACUUGGUUAGUCUGGUCGACAACGACUAUGUUCAUGGAGAUCUGUUUGCUGCAUUCAAGGACAUCUAAUGAUAAACUGAGCAUUUUGUGUUGCUGAAGCCUAAAGAUUCUUCCAGUUGCAAAAUUGGAAGGUGAUGUUAUUGCAGGAUGAUUGUCUGAGCAUUUGAAUUCCUUUUUUUUUUCUCCCUUACGAAUUUCCUUUUUUUCGGUGUGAAGGAGGGAUUUGUAUUAGUUUUGCUGGUGUUGUAUCAAUCUUGUACUACUUAUCCUUUUUUACUAUUAAAAAAAAAAUGUUUGCAUUGAAGAACUUCCGAUUGAAGCACAGCAAAAGAUCUAUUA